Molecule: messenger RNA, 2498 nt
Organism: Musca vetustissima
Lineage: Eukaryota; Metazoa; Arthropoda; Insecta; Diptera; Muscidae
Gene: Prp40
Product: pre-mRNA-processing factor 40 homolog A
Exons: 6
Coding region: 33-2474 (813 amino acids)
Biological process (GO): mRNA cis splicing, via spliceosome
Cellular component (GO): U1 snRNP; U2-type prespliceosome
Molecular function (GO): RNA binding; protein binding
Source: RefSeq, a predicted model, not a curated record
CAACAUUGGUUGUUUGCUAGAAACGUACCGCAAUGAAUUUGCCACCAGCAGCUGGCGCUCCUCCUGCAUUGGGUGGUAUGGCAUUUCCACCUGUAGUACCUCAGUUUAAUAUACCUCCUCCUGGAUUUGGAGCCCCACCACCUGCUGAAUUGGCUGCAGCAUUUGGUUCAGCUCCGCCCAAUACAGAAUGGACAGAACACAAAGCACCCGAUGGCAGGCCCUAUUACUAUAACAACAUUACCAAACAAAGUUCCUGGGAGAAGCCAGAGGUGCUAAUGACGCCGGCAGAACGCUUAAAGCAUCAGUGUCCAUGGAAGGAGUAUCGUUCGGAUGCCGGAAAAGUCUACUAUCAUAAUGUUACCACUAAAGAAUCGAGAUGGGAUCCACCUCCAGAAUUUUUAGAUAUGCAGGCAAAAGUAAAAGCUGAAGAGGCAGCUGCGGCGGCUAAAGCUGUUGCGGCAAUGACCUCUUCCAGUUUGGCUGGAAUUGUUCCUCCUGCAGCGUUGGCCAAAAUAUUGCCUGCCACAUUACCGACAGUAGCAAAAAUUCAUACACCCGAUAUUCAUUCUCCCUUAACUCCUGGUAGCAAUGAAAAUUCUUCGUCUGCAUUGGACCAGGCAAUGGCUGCAACCUUGGCUGCAAUAGAAAUUCCUGCCUCUAACAAAGAGGAUAAAGAAAAUAAGAAGGAGUCACCAGAUGAAAACAAGCUUGUUUUUAAAGACAAAAAAGAAGCCAUUGAAGCUUUUAAGGAGCUGUUAAAAGAGAAGAACGUUCCCUCCAAUGCAAAUUGGGAUCAAUGUGUCAAGAUCCUUUCAAAGGAUCCACGCUAUAGCUCCUUCAAGCAUUUAAAUGAAAAGAAACAGACCUUCAACGCUUACAAAACUCAGAAACUAAAAGAUGAGAAGGAAGAGGCGCGUCUUAAAGCUAAGAAGGCUAAAGAGGAUCUGGAAAAGUUUCUCAUGACUAGUGACAAAAUGAAUUCAACACUACGGUACUAUAAAUGUGAAGAGUUAUUUGCAAACAACAGAAUUUGGACAUCAGUUCCGGAGCCAGAUCGUAGAGACAUUUACGAGGACUGCAUUUUCAAUUUGGCAAAACGUGAAAAAGAAGAGGCUCGUAUGAUGAAAAAGAGAAACAUGAAAGUGUUAGGUGAACUGUUGGAAUCAAUGGCAUCUAUAACAUAUUCGACAACAUGGGCUGAAGCUCAAGUAAUGCUUUUAGAGAAUUCCGCUUUCAAGAAUGAUGUCAAUCUACUGGGCAUGGACAAGGAGGAUGCUCUCAUAGUGUUUGAGGAACAUAUACGCACACUUGAACGUGAGGAGGAUGAAGACAAAGAAAGGGAAAAGAAGAGGCAAAAGAGACAGCAACGGAAAAACAGGGAUAACUUCCUUACACUUUUGGAUUCACUGCACGAGGAGGGGAAACUUACUUCAAUGUCGUUAUGGGUUGAACUCUACCCUAUUAUUUCGGCUGACAUUCGUUUUUCUGCAAUGUUGGGACAGCCCGGAUCAACACCUCUAGAUCUUUUCAAAUUUUAUGUUGAAGACCUGAAAGCACGCUAUCACGACGAAAAGAAAAUUAUCAAGGAAAUACUAAAGGAGAAGCAGUUUACAGUAAAGGCCAGCACAACAUUCGAAGACUUUGCCACCGUCGUCUGUGAAGACAAACGAUCUGCUACUUUAGAUGCAGGCAAUGUUAAGCUUACAUAUAAUUCCUUGCUUGAAAAGGCAGAGGCAUUGGAAAAGGAACGUUUGAAAGAGGAAACCAAACGUUUGCGAAAAUUGGAGAAUGAAAUCAAGGCUGCAUGGUUGGAAGCGAACGUAUCGCCACACGAACCGUUUGAGUCUGCACAGAAACUUGUAGAGCACUUAGAAGCGUAUGCUAUCUAUGAAAAAGAACUUGGAGUUCGCAAGAUUUGGGAUGAUUUUGUUAGAGAAAGUGAAGAUGCAUGUACGCAUCAUCACUCACGGUCAAAGAAAUCCAAAAAGAAUAAAAAACACAAAAAACGCCUGCGUUCCAGCUCGCGAUCUGAUAUUGAAAAUGAUCCCGCCGAAAUUGAAAGAACGCGGAAAAGAAAAUCACGUUCAAGAUCGAUAUCGGUUAGUUCAAGUGUUAGCCUUGAUAGUAUAGACAGAGUCUCCAAAAAGAAGAAAAAGAAGAAGAACAAGAAAUCUUCCAGAGACUCAUCCUGUGAAUCGGAACGUGCUCAUUCUGUGAACGGAUCACCGACAACCUUAGCCAUAGAAGAACUUUUGGCAUCACAGCCCAAGAAAAAGAAGAAAGACAAAAAGAAUAAAAGAGAUAAAGAACGCAAGCAUCACCACGAUAAACAACGUUCCGUUACGCCUCUUAGUCCCGCUGCCAGCAAUCGUUCCCACAGCUCACGAAACGAUGAACAGGCGCUAAGUGAAACAGAGUUAGAGUCGAAAAGGGCUGCCUUGUUAGCUCAAUUGAACGAACAAAUGGAAGAAUGAUUUGGGCAGAUUGUCUAGUUAAUA